Messenger RNA from Trichogramma pretiosum, 1412 nucleotides. RefSeq lists its product as uncharacterized. The transcript has a single exon. The record is from RefSeq and is a predicted model, not a curated record. Lineage: Eukaryota; Metazoa; Arthropoda; Insecta; Hymenoptera; Trichogrammatidae. The coding region runs from base 75 to 1412 and encodes 445 amino acids.
UGGAAAUUUAAUUACAUUUCUGAUAUUUAGACCCUUUUGAUAUUAUCCGAAGAGGUAAAUUUAUUCUGAUAAAUAUGGGUUUUUUUUGUGUGAGCAAAAUCAUCCGCAAUAUUUUUCAAUCAAAAAAGAAAAGCUCGAAAAAAGCGAAAAAAGAUUUAGAAAUAUUCAACAAAGUUCAUCAAUGUGGUGACGAAGCUAUUUUUAAAGAUCUAGCAAUACUUUUCCAGAGAAUUUCUUUGAACAUUCAAACGAAAGAAGAUUUGCCUACAUUUUUUGAAUAUGAAUUAUCUGCAUUUCCUACCACGUUGUUUGAUGCAAAUGGAAUGAGAAAAACAAGAAAUAUCGAAUUUUACUUACAUUUUAAUUUCAUUUAUGAUAUUUCUCCUCACAUAAAUGAUUAUUUUGUAAUCGACGGAUGUUUUCUUUUACAACAUAUUGUUUGGCCCGCAAAAACACCAGUCAAGAAUAUUAUCAAUUUCUUUAUCAAUUAUAUUGUUGAACAUUACUCUCGAAAAUGUUGUGUUAUAUUCGAUGGAUAUCCUGAAUCUGUUGAUGGAAGAUGGUAUAUAAAAACUGCAGAGAGGCAAAGGAAAAAUAUAGGACGAGAAAUUGAAAUCUAUGAAGACGGCAUUAUUGGUGUAGCCUCAGAUACAUUUUUUAAUGUAACUACAAAUGAAGUAAGAUUGAUUCACAUACUUUGUAAGAAAUUAAAUGAGGCAGGUUUUUCAACGAAAAUUGCCGAAGAAGAUGCCGAUGCAUUAAUUGUUGAAAUGGCUAUGCGCUAUGCUAAUGAAAACUACAGGACAUGGAUCGUUGGAACUGACGUAGAGUUAUUGACAAUUUUAACAGCACGAACACAGCAUUUGGACAAUAUAUUUUUUUUGCACCAAGAAAAAGAUUUCACUUUCCACGUGUGCAGCAAUCAAAGUUUCAAAUAUCCUCAACUUCAGUGUAUUAUAUUAUUCCUACAUGCAUUUUCAGGAUGCAACACAACCUCAUCUUUUUUGAAUAAAAGAAAACGAGCAUUAAUUAAAUUAUUUUUGAAGAGAAAAGAUUUGAUAUUGGAAGCAAAAAAAUUUUAUUAUACAAACACACCAAGGCACGAAAUUGCAUUUUCUGGUAUGAAAAUAGCUCAAGAGUUAUAUGGCGGAAAAAAUCGAGAUAUUACACUGAAUGAAUUACGAUUUCGUCGUUUUGUCAAACUAAGUGGAAAGGGGUUGGUAAAAUUUGAAUCUUUACCACCUACAGAAGGCAGUGUUAUACAACAUGCGUAUAGAACAUAUUUGCAAGUGCAAUCUUGGCUUGGCAACAAAAAAAGAGCUACUGAUUGGGGCUGGUAUAUGACAAAUGGAAAUCUCAUUCCUUUGCACAGCGAUAUGCCCCCUUUUCCACAGGAGCUCGAAGACUACUAA